Molecule: messenger RNA, 1908 nt
Organism: Tuber melanosporum (Perigord truffle)
Lineage: Eukaryota; Fungi; Ascomycota; Pezizomycetes; Pezizales; Tuberaceae
Exons: 5
Coding region: 227-1558 (443 amino acids)
Biological process (GO): mRNA splicing, via spliceosome; mRNA export from nucleus
Molecular function (GO): ATP binding; RNA helicase activity; RNA binding
Source: RefSeq, a predicted model, not a curated record
CAACAACUCCCUUUACUCUUCCAUCAUUUCCAGCUAUUUCUCAUCAGUCUCGACUUCUGCCCUCCUUCUUAGUGGAAGGAUAUCUCUUAGUCGAUCGUCUUUCUUCUUCCGCCUUUUCUUCUUUUAUUCCUCUUCGCACUUUUACGAACCCUUUACGAUUCCCUUCACCCACCUCUAUCCUAUCUUUUUUCCCUUCUAAAAACACCAACCUCUCUUGACGAGCAUCAUGUCUGGUGAAGAAGAUCUCAUUGACUACUCCGACGACGAGGGUCUUGAUGCCACCAAAGAAACCCCUUCCGUUGCCGCUAACGGGGAAGCUGCGGCCAAAAAGGCUGACGUGACUGCUGCCGCCGGUGGUCCUGCUGCCGACAAAAAGGGCUCUUACGUCGGCAUUCAUUCUACUGGUUUUCGCGAUUUCCUUUUGAAGCCUGAGCUGCUCAGAGCUAUCGUCGACUGCGGUUUCGAACAUCCUUCCGAGGUUCAGCAAGUUUGUAUCCCACAGUCCAUCCUCGGAACCGAUGUUCUAUGCCAGGCCAAAUCUGGUCUUGGAAAGACGGCUGUCUUCGUUUUGACUACCCUUCAACAAGUCGAUCCAGUCCCUGGAGAGGCAUCAGUCUUAGUCAUGUGUCACACUCGCGAACUCGCCUAUCAGAUCAAGAACGAAUAUGCUCGAUUCAGCAAAUAUAUGCCUGAGGUGCGGACCGCUGUCUUCUACGGUGGCACGCCAAUGCAGAACGACGUUCAGGUUCUCAAGAAUAAGGACCAGCACCCACAUAUCAUUGUUGCCACCCCCGGACGGUUAAACGCUCUUGUCAGGGAUAAGCACUUAAGAUUGGGUAGUGUCAAAGUAUUUGUCUUAGAUGAAUGUGACAAGAUGCUCGAGCAAAUCGAUAUGCGUCGCGAUGUUCAGGAAAUUUUCCGGGCUACUCCUCAGCAGAAGCAGGUUAUGAUGUUUUCAGCCACACUUUCCCAGGAGAUCCGUCCCAUCUGCAAGAAGUUUAUGCAGUCUCCUCUUGAGAUCUAUGUCGAUGAUGAAACCAAGCUCACUCUCCACGGUCUCCAGCAAUAUUACGUCAAACUUGAGGAAAAGGAGAAGAACAGAAAGCUCAACGAGCUCUUAGACCAACUUGAGUUUAACCAAGUUAUCAUUUUCGUCAAGAGCACUAUUAGGGCCACUGAGCUCAGUAGACUUCUAAACGAGUGCAAUUUCCCAAGUAUUGCGGUUCAUAGCGGCAUUGCCCAGGAAGAGCGCAUCGCUCGAUACAAGCAAUUCAAGGAAUUCAACAAGCGCAUCUGCGUUGCUACCGAUGUCUUUGGCCGUGGCAUUGAUAUCGAACGUAUCAACUUGGCGAUUAACUACGAUCUCCCGGCUGAUCCAGAUUCCUACUUGCAUCGCGUAGGACGUGCCGGUAGAUUUGGAACUAAGGGAUUGAGUAUCUCAUUUGUAAGCUCUAAGGAAGAUGCUGAGGUCCUUGACAAAAUCAUGGAGCGUUUCGAAGUUAGCUUGGAUGAGUUCCCUGAAAGCGGAAUCGAUUCUAGCUCUUACAUGAAUACCUAAAUUUGCUGAAGGUUUCCUGUGUUUGAGUGCAUCCUGUUGGGAUUUGGGGGGGUUUUUUUUUUUUUUUUCAAAAAAAAAUUAGGUUCUCAUUAAUAAACAUACGAUUGGGGUUUGGAAAGGUGCUUUGCACGUGGGAAGAUCGGUGAAACGUUACCUAAGCAUCACUAUCCUUUUUUUGUUCAUCUAGGACACAUUCUCUUAAUCGGCCUCGAGGCAAAUUGAGCGUUGGUAUUCCUGUUUUUGCUACUAGUUUAUCUCGCUCCGUAUACUUCAUGUACUUGAUGUCUCUCUUCAUCUCAUUUACUUUUUUUUUUUUUUAAGCUGAGGACUACAAUUGAUUCAAUAAAAAG